Messenger RNA from Phytophthora infestans T30-4, 618 nucleotides. RefSeq lists its product as uncharacterized. Bases 1 to 618 code for a protein of 205 amino acids. Gene Ontology annotation, molecular function: monoatomic ion channel activity. The transcript is spliced from 6 exons. Gene Ontology annotation, biological process: monoatomic ion transport; transmembrane transport. The record is from RefSeq and is a predicted model, not a curated record. Lineage: Eukaryota; Oomycota; Peronosporomycetes; Peronosporales; Peronosporaceae. Gene Ontology annotation, cellular component: membrane.
AUGAAGGCGCCCAAGGGCUACGCGAUGGUGGCGGGCGCGGCGGAGCCGGCGGCGUCCCAUAUCGGAUGCAAGGAGUACGUCAUGACGGUGUCCAGUCGGCUCUACUUCUCCAGCUUCUACCGCCUCGUGUAUUUCUUCAUGAUCGCCUCUAGCAUUGUAUGCGUCGCCUGGACAGGGAUGAAUGACUGGAAGAUUCCGUCGUCAGUCGUGUUCAUCUCACUGGAGAUCACGGUCAGUGCGCUGUUGGUGUUCGAGGUGCUGCUGCGUAUGAUGGCGUUUAAGAAGAGAUUCUGGCACAAAUGGUGCAACAUCUUCGACGUCGUCGCGUUAGUUAUGAGCCUGGUGUCCGUGGCCAUGUACUUUAACGAAGGGGAGGGCGUGUUAGGCGAGCUGGAAGAGGUUGCGGCGGAUUCGGUGCUGGCCCUGCGCAAUGCAGUGCAGUACGUCAGAUUAGCGAUUUUCCUCAAGAACCGGUCAGAUCAGCCCGCGACUAUCGGCAAAGAUAUUGACUUCGAGGAGUUGGCUGUACAUCCGGAUGACGAGCGAGAAAUGAUGCUGAACGCGGAGAGUGGAAUGAGCUUGGACAGCGAUGACGAGGAGGAAAUCCAGAUCGUGUAG